This is a messenger RNA of Plasmopara halstedii, 1260 nucleotides long. RefSeq names its product tkl drk protein kinase. The record is from RefSeq and is a predicted model, not a curated record. Gene Ontology annotation, molecular function: ATP binding; protein kinase activity. The transcript is spliced from 9 exons. Lineage: Eukaryota; Oomycota; Peronosporomycetes; Peronosporales; Peronosporaceae. Gene Ontology annotation, biological process: protein phosphorylation. Bases 1 to 1260 code for a protein of 419 amino acids.
AUGAAAGUAAAAAACAAGCUUGAAAGUCGCAAAAGGGUCCUCAACACGUUUGAGCCAAUCAAUGUUAAUGCCUAUAAUGUGUUCUACGCUAUUGUGGUACCGUACGUCAAGAACAAAUGGGCGGGUGUCUUUCAAAGGGUGUCUCCAAGGAUAACGUCGCAGACACUGAAGUUGCGUGGCACACCAUCAAUUCCCACUUCAGUGUCGGAACGGUCCAGUCGGCGACCGAGCAAUAAUACAGUGGACUUUCAGGAAUUUAAGGAUAGGGAGAAGAAUGUGGUGGAGACGAUGCUCGAGAGCAACAAAGGUUUGCGAAUGGCAGAAAUUAGUUUUGAUGAUCUGAAAUUGCAGAAAAUUAUUGGUGCGGGGGCUUUUGGGGAAGUCAUUAAAGGCACGUACUGCGGUACGCCCGUUGUAGUCAAGCGCAUGUUGCGUAACAAGAUUACAGAAGACAAUUUGCGCAUGUUUGGUGACGAACUUCAGCUCAUGAUGAAUCUGCGGCACCCGAAUAUUGUUCAGUUUAUAGGCGCUAGUUGGAAUUCGUACUCUAACAUUUGCUUUGUGACGGAGCUUUUGGAACGUGGAGACUUGUUCGCUGUAUUGCGCAACCCAGAGAACGAACUGAGCUGGGCAAAACCUAUUUUGCGUAUCACAAUUGACACCUCACGCGGUAUGGCCUACCUGCACAGUAUGAAACCUCCUAUUAUUCAUCGUGAUUUGAAAAGCAUGAACAUCCUUGUGAGCUCGACGUGGGGUGCCAAGGUGAGCGACUUUGGCCUUAGCCGUGAAAAAUCUGUAGACGAGACAAUGAGCGUGACGGGCACGCCACUAUGGCUGCCACCCGAAAUGAUCCGAGGAGAACGUUACACGGAGAAGGCUGAUGUCUACAGUUUUGGCAUCGUGCUAGCAGAGCUGGAUACUAGAAAAAUUCCGUACCACGACAUCAAAGCAAAGGGGGCCCGAAAUAAAAAAGUGUCUGGCAGUACGCUCAUGCAUAUGGUGGCUUACGAAAACUUGCGUCCGUCGCUGAGCAAGACCUGCAUGAAAAGCGUACACGACUUGUUUAUGCGCUGUACGUCUGACGACCAGUCCGUGCGUCCAACUUUUGAGGAAAUCGUACAAUUUCUUGAAAACGACGUGCGAAAAGAGACACUCGUUAGUGCGAAUAAAGAAAGGAGUAUCUGCGAAGAGGAACAAAACGGAUCAGACGUAUCACCUGAAGAACUAGGUGUCCAUCAUGCCACACGAUACGUGGACUAA